Molecule: messenger RNA, 893 nt
Organism: Rhododendron vialii
Lineage: Eukaryota; Viridiplantae; Streptophyta; Magnoliopsida; Ericales; Ericaceae
Exons: 4
Coding region: 60-683 (207 amino acids)
Source: RefSeq, a predicted model, not a curated record
AGAGAGAGAGAGAGAGAGAGAGAGAGAGAGAGAGUUAAGAGACUACAGACGGAAAGAAAAUGGAAGAUUUCGAGAAGAAGGUGACGUUAACGGAUUCAGAUUCAAUGGAGGUGGUUGUUGAUGACUGCGGCGAUUCCUCGAAAACCGUGAAUCUUCUUCGCAGGUUCCUUGAAAUUCAGCAGCGAAGAGCCCUAGCUUAUGCAAAGCUUAAAAAGGGGUUUACGGACUAUUUGGGAUCGGGAGGGGAAUCAGCUUACCAACAGCUUUGCAGCGAAAUCACUGGUGAAUUCAACGAGUGCUCAAAACAAGUCCUUGAAUUGGAGUCACUGUUUCUGAGACCUGAUUGCUUCCGAGAUGAUCUAGCUCGUCUUCUCAAAGCAGUUCAAGCACAGGAAAAACAGAAACUUCAUCUGACGGCCACAAUUCAAGUGUUGAAGAAGGCAGGUCGUCCCUCAGAACGUUUGGUGAGCCACGCGAACUGCAGAUUUAAGAAGCCAAUGCAGCAUGAGUGUGUGCACGUUCAUGAGAUAACUGAAGCAGCUGGUACUGAAGAAGCCGAGGCAGAUGCAGAGUACGACAAUGCUCUUAAAGAGGCCAUUAGAGGCGUGCAGGAUGCAGUGACCACCAUAAAUGAACAUUUGGAGGAAAUUAGGUAUGAGAUUGCAGCGCUGGAGGCUGAAUGACCUUUAUCCCAUACUUCUGAAAUGGAAUGCUUGUAGAGAGAAAUGCUAUAUUGAAGUUCGAACACCAUAUGUCUAGGAAAUUGACUGAUCUAACUUGUUAGGAGAGGCGUCAUUCUGCUUUCAAAAUCAAUUGAAUCGUUUUGUCAGUUGUACAGAUCCUCAUAUUUAGCAGCGCCUUGCAUUUAAUAGAGGCUUUCACCCUUUCAUAUC